This is a messenger RNA of Echinostoma caproni, 312 nucleotides long. NCBI's taxonomy places the organism in Eukaryota, Metazoa, Platyhelminthes, Trematoda, Plagiorchiida, Echinostomatidae. The record is from the annotation of a GenBank genome assembly.
AUGUCCGUUGAUGGUCUGGUGGGACCUACUGGAAUCGAUGAACUGUACUGUGUCUACGGAACCGGAUUGGCCACAACCUAUCAGAUGGUCUACCUACCCCCGACAUUUUAUCGCAGUCCUUUUCCCGACCAGUCUCCGACCUUGAUCACCGGGGACGGAGACGGGACAGUGCACACACGGAGCUUGCAGUUGUGUCGCUAUUGGCCUGGCGCACGGUCUUUUGAAUGGCCGGGUGCAGAGCAUUUACGGAUCGUGGGCGACUCACGUUUGAUCGAUCUGUUGAGCAAAGUUUCCGGGUGUUCUCAUCACUAA